Molecule: messenger RNA, 677 nt
Organism: Amyelois transitella
Lineage: Eukaryota; Metazoa; Arthropoda; Insecta; Lepidoptera; Pyralidae
Exons: 4
Coding region: 35-511 (158 amino acids)
Source: RefSeq, a predicted model, not a curated record
ACACAGUUUGGCAGAAAAUAGUACAGAUUCAAAAAUGUUGUAUUUAGUGGUGUUGUUUUGUGGACUAUUUGCAGUCAGCCGAGGGCAGUCUACGGAGGUAUCGGCAUGCACUUCGAACAUCGGCUCGCUUCCCUUAAAUACGUACAUCGAAGGCUGCAUCACUCCACCCUGCAGUCUGCCGCAACUGGAGGAUGCGGUCUUGCACAUCGUCUUCAGAGCUCCUCGCACCAUGCGUUCCAUGAGAACGCUAGCCACAGCCUACCUCUUCGGGAUCGUUCCCUACAACUACGACCUUGGGGAGAACGCCAUCACCUGCAACUUCCUGAACAACAGCUACUGUCCAGUGCUGGAGGGAGAGGUCUUGCAGUACACGCUGAAGAUGACAGUGGAGUCAUUCAUGCCUGUGGGUACGGCUGCCCCCAUAGAGUUCCGGGUGGUGGGGGAGACCAACAAUGACGCCGUCUUCUGCAUCAGGGUCCCCAUUGUCGUCACAGCACCACUCAACAACUGAUCACUUAGUUCUUUCUUUUUAAUAAGAACUAACUCUUGUUGGUGGAGUUCAGUAGAGCGCCCUACUUACCAGCAAAUAAAAGAAUAAUUAAAUAGAAAAGAAAUUUUAACUUACUUAUAUUAAGGAAAUUGAAAAUAUGCAUAAUAAUUAAGAUAUACCUACAUAA